Aedes aegypti (yellow fever mosquito) is the source of this 1697-nucleotide messenger RNA. Its product is annotated as ninjurin-2. NCBI's taxonomy places the organism in Eukaryota, Metazoa, Arthropoda, Insecta, Diptera, Culicidae. Bases 346 to 915 code for a protein of 189 amino acids. The transcript is spliced from 3 exons. Gene Ontology annotation, cellular component: membrane. The record is from RefSeq and is a predicted model, not a curated record. Gene Ontology annotation, biological process: tissue regeneration; cell adhesion.
UUGAGCCUGCCAGGACACUAGGUUGUCUACUGUGAAAGGCGCUGGAUUGGUUCGCAAUCGAUAUCUCGCGUCAUGAUAGAAUCAUUUGCCUAAUGGCAGGAAUGCGAGGCACAUUCCUUGCCAGGAUUCGUUGCAAACUGCAAGAAUAGAACAAAGGAAGUGUUGGAAGUAUAAAAAGCGUUACGUUGAUCCCGGAGGGGUUACAGUUUCCUAGCAGACUCUCGUAAGUUCCGCGAUACUUGUCUCGCUUUCUGUGUGAAGUGCGUAAGAAGAGGUAUCUCGGUCAACCGAAAAAUUGCGCUUUUUCUGUGGAAUAUUCUAAGCCAGUGGUCAACCAUAGUCGAAAUGGCUUCGAUCCUGCCAGCAGCAAUCACCGGUGGCGAAAGCGACCGAGUGCUCAAGUCGAUGGACGCCAACCGGUAUGCGACGAAAAAGACGAUCGCACAGGGCAUGCUGGAUAUUGCUCUGCUGACGGCCAACGCUUCGCAGCUCAAGUACAUCCUGCAGGUCGGCGAGAAGCACGAGUUCUACACCCUGAUGCUCACCCUGAUCAGUAUCUCCAUCAUCCUACAGCUCGUUGUAGGAAUCCUGUUCGUGGUGAUUGGAAGCUUAAACAUUAAUCGUAAAAACGAACAGACGGCCGCAAUCGUCCUCAAUGACGUUAUAGUUGUAUUAAUAUUUAUCAUUUCACUAAUGAACGUAAUAAUAUCUGGUUUCGGCAUUGAACAUUCAUCGCAACCAUUGCGGCUAUUGGACCGCACCAGAUACGAUUCCAUACCCUCGUCCACCGCCAGCGGCACUAACAGUGGUUUCAGUCAUAGUCCCGCAAAUCCUCUGGCCCCAAUCCUAAUGUCACCACCAGUGCCUCAAAUGUCCCCAGUUCCGAUACCACCUGCACAUCUUCUAACACCCUAACACCCCCAUUUGCAGGUCUCGGCAGCCCUGUUGGCCGUCAUACUAACACUGGUUAACUUUCACAAGGGUGAAGUUCAGCAACGGGUCGCCAACAUCCUCAAUCAUUUCUCGUUGGCCUUCGUGGUUACGGCCCUCUUCUGUGACAUAAUCAAGAUGAACUUCGGGCUGGAUCCGGCAGUUCCGUACAUCCACAACUGAAAAUUGACCGCACAAUGUUUCGACUCACGUGCACCUAUUAUUAUUUCCGUACAUCAGAUCGCCCAAGGUGUUGCCUGUAUCGUGCUGGCCAACUUCGACAUCAACAAAGAGCAGAACCACAGACUGGCCAACCUGGUCCAGAACCUUUCGCUGGGGUUGAACCUGUCAACCGUGGUGGUUAACAUCAUGAUCAACGGCCUCGAGGUGAAACAGAUGAACGAUCAGGGACCUGGGCUGUCCGACGGGUUGAGUAUCAAGGAGGAGUAGGGCCGAGGAAUGUGGCGGGAACCGAAAGUUAGUGAUGCUGGUGGUGGUCAGGAAGGGAAAAGUGUGCAAUCUGACAUGGCUUUCGAAUAGUUUUUGUUUCUGUUGCUUUUGCUAUUCACAAUCAGAUGAUCUCAGUUGAACCCAAAUCUAUAACCAAAGAAACCAAAUAUUAUUAAGUUGUGGAACGUUUCAUGUUUGCAAUUACCUUUUUAAGAUGCUUAAGUUGAAUGUAACGAAUAGAUUUAAACAAUCGAAAUUACAAACAUAUACUGAGUUGAAAUCAUAAUAGAACAAUAAAAGUAUACGACAUCAUUCUA